Messenger RNA from Cryptomeria japonica (Japanese cedar), 1170 nucleotides. RefSeq lists its product as uncharacterized. The transcript is spliced from 3 exons. Lineage: Eukaryota; Viridiplantae; Streptophyta; Pinopsida; Cupressales; Cupressaceae. The record is from RefSeq and is a predicted model, not a curated record. The coding region runs from base 528 to 968 and encodes 146 amino acids.
GUUAAAUCUUCAUCUAUGUAAAAUUGUGUGCCUUUGAGAAACAUUUUGUUCCUUUGGAUAAUUUGGGGCAUCAAUGAUGAUUAGAAGAAUGAAGACAAAUUUUAUAUAAAAAUGUGUGCAAGCAAAUCAAAUGGGAAAUGGACGGUAAGCAAAUCUCACCCCUAAACAUAUGUGAACAAAAGGUGCUUCCCAAGGAUAGGUCUUAACGCCGAAAGAAAGCCAGUUCUCCAAGCUUGACAAAGCAUCGCCAGAUCUUCUAGCUUGUUUGGUUCACAUAAGAGUAGUCGGGGCCAGAUUAUGGGGGAGAUAGCAUCUUGAGCGUGGGACGCCGAGCGGAGACAUCGGUUGGGCGGGCAAAGUUGGAAAUCUAUAAGUAAUGAGGGUAGCGUGCGUGGAACGCAGUGCAACGCCAACAAAGUGAACGCUUAAUAAUUAUAAGGUGGGAAGGAAAGGUCUGUGUCUGCAAGCCCCCUGUCAGUGUAAAGUGUCAGCGUUUGGAAGGAGGAAGUAGUUUUUUUAGUACUGUGAUGGAUCCAAACUCCAAAUCCCUCCACUCCACAGUUGACCAAGAUGACAAUGUUGACGAAUGGGAUGCUGAUGGGUUUGAGAUCCCUUGCCUAAAACUGGAUAGCCCUGGAUCAGUUGGUAGAGAAACAGGAGGAGCGAAGGAGACCAAUUUUUCUUCUCAACAGGUAAAAGCUUUAGAGGAAGAAAUUUAUCUGGGACCACAUGGGGCCCCACCUUCAGUAGUGAAACAACAAGAACAUAAUUCAGCGGGAAAGAAACAACGAUUUAAGCACAAGCUGAAGUUAGCAGACAAAAAGGGUACCAUAGGAGGACGUGAGAAUAAGGUAGAAAACUUGCGCGAGUUGAUUGGUGGUAAAGGAGGUAUGAUGGCACCCAGAGGUUCUCCUAGAGAGUGGCUUGAUCCGCAUUGCCAUGAAUCACAGUUUGAGCACUCAACCUAGUUACUUUGUAAUUCUCUUCUUCAUGUCUCUCAUCAAGUAGGCAGAGCACUCUGCCUACUUCCCUAAUUCUUUUCUUGAAUCAAGUAUGCAGAGCUCGCUGCAUGAUGAUAUAAUUUAUAUGUUUACCUAUAUUUUUUCUAUUGAAGCAAAUAUAAGAUAUCCCUACCAAUCUCCGGAGACUGUUCUCCUUUGUUUGACCUUA